Molecule: messenger RNA, 1766 nt
Organism: Danio rerio (zebrafish)
Lineage: Eukaryota; Metazoa; Chordata; Actinopteri; Cypriniformes; Danionidae
Gene: her1
Product: hairy-related 1
Biological process (GO): DNA-templated transcription; regulation of DNA-templated transcription
Cellular component (GO): nucleus
Molecular function (GO): protein dimerization activity; DNA binding
Source: RefSeq, marked provisional
GACAGAUCAGCGGGAAUACAACACUGAAGGUGUAUCGUCUUCUUCCGAUUUUCAGCCAUGGUUACUCCAAAAAUGGCAAGUCGAAGACCAACCAAACGAAUCUUAAAACCGGUUAUAGAGAAGAAACGGAGAGACCGGAUCAACCAGCGUUUGGAAGAACUGCGAACGCUUCUUCUGGAUAAUACUUUAGAUUCGCGACUUCAAAACCCUAAACUGGAGAAGGCUGAAAUUCUGGAAUUGGCUGUUGAGUAUAUUAGGACUAAAACCGCGACUGCGAGAGAUCAAGGCGAUUCUAGCAAGGACACGCAUGAUCCAAAACCUCCGCCUCUGCUCUCAAGGAGACCCCAGAUGCCAUGUGCGUCCAUCCCGGAGUCCAUCCAAACCCAUAAUCUGCCAUCUAAUCCAAUCUACAAGGCUGGUUUUAAAGAGUGCAUCUCCCGGCUGGCGAGCUUCAUCGACUGCGUGGAGCCAUCCCAGCGAGACAGCUUCGUCCAAGGUCUCUGCCAUCAUCUCGACUCCUACAGCAGCGCUCUUCCCCACGGCAGAGUUUCCAGCAAUCCAACCCACCAUCCAUGGAUCCCAAAUCCAGAGUUGUCCUGCAGGACGGACGUCCAAUCGAUUGGACACAUGAGAGCCAACCCUGAGCCAUAUUCCUACGCAAACAGCCUGUAUCCGAAAUCAUUUAUGCAUCUGCAUCCGACGGGACAACAUCCAUACCUCUCUCCACCAUACUCCAUUUCUCCUCCGCCGUCUCCAGGCUUUUCAAGCAGCUCUCCUCCAUUCUCCAGCUCUCCAACGUAUCUCUCUGUGCCCUGCCAAUUCCCGUUCCCUCCCAGCAUCUCUCCGCAUUCCACCGACUCCUCUUCAUCAUCGUCGUUAUCAACUGUGAGUCUCUCAACGACUUCAUUACCGGUCGUCCCAGGACCUCAUCUUCAGGUGAGCUCCCCGACUCGGGUGCGGUUUAGUGGCUCUGUUCAAUCCUCUCAACCACGGACUCUGAGACGAGCGCUGUUCCACAAUCAGCCUUUGUGGAGACCCUGGUGAGCAAAACUGAAGACACUUAGCAUGAGAAUAACCAGCGUUGUCUUAAAGGGAUAGUUCACGCAGAAAUUAAAAUUCUGGCAUCAUUUAUUGAUUCACUUUUGCUUAAACAUAAAAAGAUGAUAUUUUGAAAAAUGUUCAAGCCUGUUUUUAUUGACUAACAAAUACUACACUGUCAAAAAAAAUGCUGAAUUCCACACAACGGAUUUGUGUUGGGACAGCAUGAAGAAAUUAGGUUAACUUAAUGUUUAUUUUUUUACAAAUUUAAGUCGAUUGAGCUUAAAACAAUUAAGUUUUCCCCAAAAAAAGUAAGAAUUGUGUUGUUUCAACUCAUUUCAAGUCAUUCAACUCAUUCAAGUAGUUCGAAAAAGCAGCGCAAGUUUUUUUUUGAGUGUAUGUAAGUCAAUAGUUACCGGUUUCCAACAUUUUUCAAAAUAACUUAUUUUGUGUUUGUUCAGUAAAUAAUGUCAGAGUUUUUAGUUUCUAGUGAACUGUGCCUUUAAGGAUUGUUUUGUAUAUCAUCAGUUGUUUUCAGAGUGCAUGCAUGUGUUCUGGGGUCUUUGCUGUAUAACUUGAGUCCUGCAGUCACAUUCUGUCUUUCUUUUUUCCUAUGGUAAAUUCUUUAUUGUUUACAGAUUGUGUAAAUAAAUAUAUUUAUUUUCUACCUUUUGUAGAUUGUAAAUUAAUUGUACAGUUUUUUCACUUAUUAAAAAUUUAUAUAAUUU